Messenger RNA from Drosophila pseudoobscura, 378 nucleotides. Its product is annotated as male accessory gland serine protease inhibitor-like. Gene Ontology annotation, molecular function: serine-type endopeptidase inhibitor activity. The record is from RefSeq and is a predicted model, not a curated record. Lineage: Eukaryota; Metazoa; Arthropoda; Insecta; Diptera; Drosophilidae. The transcript is spliced from 2 exons. Bases 108 to 353 code for a protein of 81 amino acids.
GCAACAGAAUUUUUGUAUAUAUUAUUCGACUGUUAGACUCCCAGCUUUAGUUAUUUUCUGAAUCUUCGAACGAGAAGCUCUCUAGACGAUCAUCCCAUCCUCCAAUUAUGAAGUUCUUUCUGCUGCUGGCUGUGCUCGCUGUCUUGGUGGCCAAUUCUUUGGCUCUGAAAAAUGUCUGUGGCCUUGAGCAUUCCCGCAAUGGGGACGGACGCAUUUCCUGUGAGGCUUACAUCCCCAGCUGGUCUUUUGAUUCUAAGGCUAAAGAAUGCGUGAAGUUCAUCUAUGGCGGCUGUGGUGGCAAUGACAAUCGUUUCAGUUCUAAGGAGGAUUGUGAGGCAAAGUGUUUGGAAUAAAUACCACAAGUGAUAUACUCGUUAA